CUUGCUGUGCGUGGGCAGCGACGGGACGGAGAGAGAGAAAGGUGGUGACUAAAAAUUAAUCAUGUCAGGCGCCGUCGACAGUCCGUACAUGAGGGAAGAGGGCUGCAGAGGCGUAUAGGGCUGACGUCAGGAUUUGGUGGCUGGUAGUGUGAGAGCGUUGGCGAGAAUAGUAGUCACAUGACGCCCUCUGCGACACGUCAAAUCAGACGGCGGCUCGCUCUCAUUUUCUUUCGUUGUCUCUUUGAAGGAGAGUAGCACGCCUCCUCUCCCGUCCUCCUCGGUCUCUUUGGCUAGAAGAUACGGAAUAGAAAGAGAGAGCGAGAGAGGGAGAAUCGACAUGGGAUCGAGAGGAGACGGGCAUCAUUACAGAGGGGUCCGGAAGAGGCCGUGGGGGCGGUACGCGGCGGAGAUAAGGGACCCGUGGAAGAAGACCCGGGUGUGGCUCGGCACGUUCGACACCCCCGAGGAGGCCGCGCUCGCCUACGAUCGCGCCGCCCGCUCCCUGCGCGGCGCAAAGGCCAAGACCAACUUCCCCUACCACCACACCUCGGCCCCUCCGCCGCUGCACCUCCCGCCUUCCGCCACUCUCGACCUCAACCUCCCGUGCCACUGCUGGCUCGUCCCCGCGCCACCGCAGGCCGUUCCUCCCUCUCCGCCACCCCCGCCGUCGACGGCGCUAGUCCUAGGCAGUUUCGCACUCUAUGACCCCGCCAAGACUCCGUCACCGGAAGCGAGGAACGCGGCAGCUCCAGACACGCCGGCGUCGUCCUCGGCCUCCCUCUUCCGGGACGUCGGGAGGGAUUUGCUUCUCGAUCUCAACGAGCCGCCGCCGGCAUCGUCACUGCUGAUUGGUUGAGCAGCUAUUUUAACUACUGUUCUCUUCCGUCUACUCUUUGCUCAUCUCUCCUCCUCAAAGUUGUUUUCCCCCGUCUACCUCUUGCGCUGGAAUCAUAUCUCUGUUUAGAUGUAAGAUCAGACGACCGUGUAAUUAGAGAUCUUCUUUUCGAACAAUUUCUUUCCUCCA
Musa acuminata subsp. malaccensis (wild Malaysian banana) is the source of this 1024-nucleotide messenger RNA. RefSeq names its product ethylene-responsive transcription factor 12-like. The record is from RefSeq and is a predicted model, not a curated record. Gene Ontology annotation, biological process: regulation of DNA-templated transcription. NCBI's taxonomy places the organism in Eukaryota, Viridiplantae, Streptophyta, Magnoliopsida, Zingiberales, Musaceae. Gene Ontology annotation, molecular function: DNA binding; DNA-binding transcription factor activity.